Maudiozyma saulgeensis is the source of this 1407-nucleotide messenger RNA. The record is from the annotation of a GenBank genome assembly. Lineage: Eukaryota; Fungi; Ascomycota; Saccharomycetes; Saccharomycetales; Saccharomycetaceae.
AUGCAAAGAAGAAAUACGCCAUUUAGAAGGGGAACCCCAUCGUUAUACCAUCAUUUAUCAAUGUUGAAACCUUCUUUUGCUACACGUGUGGACAACGUACUACAUUAUGACAAGACUAUUACAUUUAGAAGUGAAAUUAUCCCUGAUAAAGCAAAGGGAACUUUGAGUACUAGUCUCUUAUAUUCUCAAGGUAGUGAUAUCUAUGAGAUCGAUUGUUCAUUACCAUUAGAUUCGUUUUACACAUCUUCUUCUUCUUCAUCAAGUAGGAAACCUGUAAAGGAUGAGAAAAAAAAUGAUAGUCAGGAAACUACAAAGGAUAACAAAGAUAAAGACUCUGAAAAAGAAAAGAGCAAGAUUCCAAGUUUUGAUGAUGCUUUUGCUGGCGUUGAGGGUAAACGUCUAUCUCCUAAAUGGGCAUACCUAGGGGAAACAGUAUCUAAGAUGAGUUAUUUAGAUAGUUCGGAUGAUAGUACGAUGAUUGCAAUGUCUAAAAAUGGUUCUUUAGCAUGGUUCCGUGAUGGAAUUAAAGUCCCAGUUCAUAUUGUUCAAGAAAUGAUGGGACCAGCUACAUCAUAUGCAGCUAUGCAUUCUCAUGUAAGACCUAACAAUUUGGCAGUAUCUGAUUUUGGUUUAUCGGCCAAUUUAGAUACUUUAGUAAAAUCUCACAGUAACGGUUCUGAAGAAGAUAGUAUCUUAAAGAUCAUCGAUAAUGCAGGGAAACCAGGUGAAAUUUUAAGGACAUUACAUGUCCCUGGAACUACAGUUACACAUACAGUACGAUUUUUUGAUAAUUACCUUUAUGGUACAUGUUCUGAUGACAACACAUUAAGAUUUUGGGAUACUCGUACUGCAGAAAGACCUUUAUUCGUUUUAACUGAACAUCAAAAUGGUAGAUUAAAUUCUUUUGAUACUUCACAAGUUACAGGUGAACUAUUUGUUACAGGUUCAUCUACUGGUGUCAUUAAGUUAUGGGAUAUUCGUGCUGUUGAGAAUGCUACUACUGAUUUGACACAUAGACAAAAUGGUGAAGACCCAAUUCAAAAUGAAUUGGUAUCAUUAUAUCAUUCUGGUGGUGAUUCUGUAGCAGAUGUUGCAUUCUCAGAUACGUCGUCAUCUGAAUUUAUCACUGUAGGUGGUACAGGUAAUGUUUAUCAUUGGGAUAUGGAAUAUCUAUUUGGUCGUAACGAUGAUGAUAAUGAGGAUGAUUCAACGACGACAGCCGCUCCAGAAGAAUUACAAGGUCAGUGUUUGAAGUUCUUUCAUACUGCAGGUGGUAGACGUACUUCUGCUCAACAAGGUAAAAGAAAUAUUGUGGCUAUGCAUCCAGUGAUUGAAGAUCUUGUAUGUACUGUCACACCAGAUAGUCAAAUCUCCUUAUAUAGACCAUUGAAAUUAAGGACGGUGUGA